UUUAUUUCCUUUGCUUCUUUUCAAUUGGAUUUGUUUUCAAAUCUCAGGUUUCCUUUUGUUGGGGCUAGCUGUAUUUGCUUUUAGCAAUGGUGGGACUUUCUGUAGGUGAAAGACAUUUCAUUCAAGGUGGAAUAGCUCAAGACCUUCGCUCUGAUGGCCGGAAAAGGUUAACUUAUAGACCCAUCUAUGUUGAAACUGGAAUCAUUCCACAGGCAAAUGGUUCAGCAAGAGUGCGGCUUGGUGCAACUGAUGUUAUUGCCAGUGUGAAGGCUGAACUUGGAAGGCCUAGUGCAAUGCAACCUGACAAAGGAAAGAUCACUAUAAAUGUUGAUUGCAGCUCAACUGCAGCACCAAUGUUUGAGGGAAGAGGAGGUGAGGGGCUGUCCAUGGAACUCUCAAUUGCUCUUCAACGUUGUCUUCUAGGUGGCAAAAGUGGUGCAGGGGCUGGAAUCAAUCUCUCAUCUCUAGUAGUUGUGGAAGGAAAAGUUUGCUGGGAUCUUUAUAUUGAUGGCCUUGUUGUCAGUUCAGAUGGGAAUUUGCUAGAUGCCCUCAGUGCUGCCAUUAAGGUAUUGGACCCAAAAGUUAUUUACAUGUUUAAAACAUGAGAGUGUGACUACUUUAUAAUGUUAUUUAGGGUGGGGGAAUUUGAUUCUAGGAACCUGGGCCUCAGCACCCUCUGGACUCCCUCAUUGGAAAAUGCUGCUUUGAGCAAUACAGACAUCCCAAAAGUUAAUGUAGCAGCUGAGGUGUCAGGUGAUGAACAACCUGAAGUUGACAUAAGUGAUCAAGAGUUUCUGCGGUUUGACACGUCUGGGGUCCCUGUAAUUAUUACCUUAACAAAGGUUGGGAGGCACUAUAUUGUAGAUGCUACUGCAGACGAGGAAUCCCAAAUGAGCUCUGCUGUCUCCAUUUCAGUUAACCGACAAAGUCAUAUUUGUGGACUAACUAAACGAGGAGGUGCCGGCCUAGAUCCAAGCAUCAUUCUAGACAUGAUAUCGGUGGCAAAACAUGUGAGCGAGCAGUUGAUAAACAAAUUGGAUUCUGAGAUUGCUGCAGCUGAAGCUGAGGAAGAAGAAGAAUCUUGACAUAUCGUGAGAACACUAUCCAUAUGUGGAUUGUUUGUGGCUUCUUUUCAAUAGGAUCUAUGAUGUGUUGUACACUAUUUUUGUUUGUUACAACCAUAGGCAUGAUAAGCAGUCUAGUUAAUGAGAUGAUAUACAGAUUUUAUUCUACAAUUUUUCUUUUCAAUUGAGUCUUCUUCUUCUUCUUGUAGUAGCUUUGGGAAUUUGAAAGUGAAACGUAGGUUGGUGUUUGGAUAAGGAUUUUAAGGAAUUUUGUAGGAAGUAUGAAGGAAUUUCAAUUUCU
Molecule: messenger RNA, 1365 nt
Organism: Rubroshorea leprosula
Lineage: Eukaryota; Viridiplantae; Streptophyta; Magnoliopsida; Malvales; Dipterocarpaceae
Source: the annotation of a GenBank genome assembly